Cydia pomonella (codling moth) is the source of this 1020-nucleotide messenger RNA. RefSeq lists its product as uncharacterized. The coding region runs from base 1 to 1020 and encodes 339 amino acids. The record is from RefSeq and is a predicted model, not a curated record. The transcript is spliced from 5 exons. Lineage: Eukaryota; Metazoa; Arthropoda; Insecta; Lepidoptera; Tortricidae.
AUGGAAGUACAGUUCGAAUUUCAACACGAGAAUAACUGUAAAUGCGUUGACACGAAACUUGUUAAUUUGGGCCUAAUUUAUACACUUUGCUCAGCUCUGGAAGAAGGGGACAGUCUAUGUCAUAUUUUACAACCAGCAACUUACCUUAAAUAUACAAAAAAAUGUAUUUCCUUAACGUUAAGUAGUUUUGAUCUAAUCAUGGAUAUUGGUGUGAAAAUUGUUGUGCUAUUUUUGUUAUUUGAGUGUGUCGGGUGCAUAACCAACGAAACUUGUGGAAGUAAGGAACCAAGGGUAUUGUCAAGAAGUAAAAGGUAUCUACUGUUUCCUGAAGGCAGUUCAUUUCAGUUGGUAUUCUGCCUCCAAACAACCGCCCUCAUCCCUAUCGCCGACAUCUUCCUUAUCGGCCAAACAGCUGCCCUUGCGUGGGAAAUGCCCACGGAUCCUGCCAUCUUCCAUAUGUUCAAAGGGGAGAAAGUCGCUCAGCGCAGAAAUGACAUUCAGAAGAAUAUCUACUACCUGAACAAGCACGGGGAGGUCAUAGCCAAAGUGCCCUAUAAGAGAAAACCCAUCAACCCCGUAUUCGCGAAAAGAAGCAUUGAAGACAAACCAACUUAUAAAGAGAAGUUAAAAAAGUUAAAAAUCGAUCGAGGGAAAAUGCACAAGACUCAACUGAAGGAGAAUUAUCUAAGAAAACAUCAUCUAGACAAAAGAUAUAUAGAAUUCCAUAGAAGCAGCCGGUUGAGUUUACUAGAGAAGUUAGAGACUUUCUUCAGUGCGUUAGGUCAGAAUGGAAGGCAAUGCGUUCUUUACAGACUAUGCAAGGCGGGGCAGGGAUAUACACAGCAGGGCACAUUCCUGCAGGAGACGCUUAGAACAAUAUUCACUUUACAGGAAUUAAAUAUGUUUUCCAGAUUACCUAAGGGUUCCUUCGAAGAAGAGUACGAUGAAGCCCACGCAGCGACUAAGGACUGCGACGAGCUGUACCCGUGCGAUGACUUCUCAGACUCCCAGAAUCUUUGA